AUGCCUUCAAGCCGACAGACCGAAUCCUGCUACCAGUCCGGCAGCCACAGGAGCUCCGGACGAAGCUCGUACAGCUCACCGCCGUCUCGACCAAUGUACGCCUCAUCCGGAAGGCCGCAGCUGUGGCAAUGUUGCAAAUGCUCUGGCGGAUGGUACAACUACGACAUCAACGCUUCUUGCCCAAUGUGCCACGCCUGGCGCUGCGACAACUGCCGCUACUCCAUGUCAUAG
Molecule: messenger RNA, 231 nt
Organism: Trichoderma asperellum CBS 433.97
Lineage: Eukaryota; Fungi; Ascomycota; Sordariomycetes; Hypocreales; Hypocreaceae
Source: RefSeq, a predicted model, not a curated record